Messenger RNA from Carya illinoinensis, 2460 nucleotides. Its product is annotated as protein SEEDLING PLASTID DEVELOPMENT 1. The record is from RefSeq and is a predicted model, not a curated record. The coding region runs from base 169 to 2256 and encodes 695 amino acids. NCBI's taxonomy places the organism in Eukaryota, Viridiplantae, Streptophyta, Magnoliopsida, Fagales, Juglandaceae. Gene Ontology annotation, molecular function: ATP hydrolysis activity. The transcript is spliced from 9 exons.
CUCUUUGUGGCCCCCGCCUAUCCUCCUACCCCAGAGGAGAUCCCUCCGAAUCUUCUCCCUUCUUUCUUCUUCUCCAUAAUCUCAAUCCUCUCUCUUUUCUUUAUUGCCCACCAAAAAACCAGAAAGGAAAACGAGAGUCAAGGGGAAAAAAAGGGGACGGCACAAAGCAUGAAAGCUUUGAAUUCGCAUUUCGUGCUGAUUGAUCUGCACUCCUCAUGGAACUCGGCACACCAAAUCCCUACCUCCACCCUCACGUACCUCAAGAACUCCAACUUCAUUUCCACAAUCUCUUCGUCAUUUCGUCGAACGCCUCGCCCCCGUACAGGAAUCUCGUCGUCGUCCAAAUCGGCGGCCCCGGAAAUCCGGAGGCCGUCCGAUCGUUUCGUUCCUGGAAACGCGUUCUCGCCGUCGAUUUCACCGAAUUCCGCUUCGACUUCGCGGUCGGAGGCCGCUUCGGAGCUCGAGCUGUUCCUUGAACUGCUGCCCCUGAGGAUGAAGAGGGAGCUGUGUCGGCACGAGGAGCUCGGGCAGUUGAUUGAGGUUGUGAUGGAUUUGGGAAGGAAGCCUCUUGCGAGGUUUCCUUCGGGUGAUUGGAUGAUCUCGGAUCAGCCCGUGAAGCAUGAAGAUUUACGGCACGCGAUAUCCAAGGUUGGUGAUUUUUCGGACGACAAUCGUUCGGGCAUCAAUAACUCUUUACAUCGUAUAAGCGCAAUUCGGAACCGCAAAAUGCAAAUCAUUGGCCUCACUUGCCGGGUUGGUCGAGCUGUAUCUGGAAGUGCAGAGAUUAUACGAGACUUGGUUGAGGGGGGAGGUUCCAUCUUAGUCAUAGGACCUCCUGGGGUCGGCAAGACUACGCUAAUCAGAGAAAUUGCUAGAAUGUUGGCAGAUGAGCACAGGAAGCGUGUUGUCAUCGUGGACACAUCUAACGAGAUUGGAGGUGAUGGAGAUGUCCCGCACACAGGAAUAGGUCGUGCAAGAAGGAUGCAAGUUCCAAACGUUCAUAUGCAGCAUAAUGUUAUGAUUGAAGCAGUUGAAAAUCAUAUGCCCGAAACCAUUAUAAUCGAUGAAAUUGGAACUGAGCUUGAAGCACUGGCAGCCAGUACUAUUGCUCAAAGAGGAGUUCAACUUGUUGGAACAGCGCAUGGAAUGACAAUAGAUAACAUAAUAAAGAAUCCCUCUCUGCAGAUCCUUGUUGGUGGCAUAGAGAGUGUAACACUCGGAGACGAGGAGGCAAGAAGAAGGAAAGUGCAGAAGACAAUACUUGAAAGGAAAGGGCCUCCUACAUUUACAUGUGCUGUUGAGAUUAUCUCUAAAACUGAGUGUCGUGUUCAUCACAGUUUAGAUGCUACAGUAGAUGCAAUAUUAGCAGGAAAAUCUUCUCUGUUUGAAGUUCGUCAAAUGGAUGAUGAUGCUAGUGAUUCUUUGAAUUCUACUCUGAUCCUUGAAAGUAGCCUUCUAGAAAAACCUGCAAUGACUGAUUGUAAAAGUAUAAGCGCUGAGAUUGAUUCUGAUGAGGAUGAUUUAGGCCAUUCUUCUAUUCAGUCUAAGAAACGAAGGACUGGUAGAUUUGUGAAGAAGAGGAGCUCACCAGUGUCAGUCUAUACUUACAAGGUCCUUGAAGCCGAUCUACUACAAGUAGCAAAAGUAAUGGGGCUUGAAGAUGAAAUAGACGUAACUGACGACAUUGGAACAGCAGAUGCGAUUCUAGCAUCCAGUUCAGAGAUGAAGCAGAACUCAUGGAUCCGCGGUGUAGCAAAAUUCCAUCAGUUGCCUAUAUUUGUUAUCAAGCAGUCAAAUACCAUGGCACAGCUGGUCAAGGCAGUUCGCAUGAUUCUUGAAAUGGAAUCAGUAGGCUUGGUAUCAAAGCCACUGCUGAGGAAUUCUUUGAACAUUGAAAUUGAAGAUGAUGCCCCAAAAAGAAAACCAUCGCUGGAAGAGAUUGACGCCUUGGAGGAGGUUCGACUUGCAAUUGAGUAUAUUGUGAUUCCCGGUGGAGAGCCGGUGGAGCUUCUCCCUAGAUGCUCUGAAAUAAUAGCCCGGCAGCUUGAACUGGUGGAAAGCUAUCAGCUGGCUGCUGAGAACUCGGGUACCGAGCAGAAUCCCAGGCUGCAGAUUCUCCCACAAAGGUUAAGCAGGAAAAACAUUUCUAAGUCUGCUAAAUCUAGUUCAAGCUCUCGAAAGGAAACAGACUCUGCUUCCCUAACUGGCAAUGGUGGGGGUACAAGUGUUACUAGGCUGCCCCUUCUGCCCGAAUAAGAUAAAGCAAAGUCUGCAAUUGUAACAUGAUUCAAUCUUUGGUUGACAAGUACGCCAUUUCAUGUACAUCCAUGUAUAUUCUGUAUCUCAUAUGACGUAAUUAUUUAACUGUGCCAAGUACGUGAUGCAUUUUGAAUUCAUUUCUCAAAGAUGUACGAGUGUUGCUUCAAUUCAGCACCCAAAUACGAGAUUUUUCUUAAUUUA